Molecule: messenger RNA, 831 nt
Organism: Dermacentor andersoni
Lineage: Eukaryota; Metazoa; Arthropoda; Arachnida; Ixodida; Ixodidae
Product: piggyBac transposable element-derived protein 4-like
Source: RefSeq, a predicted model, not a curated record
AUGAGCAAAUUUGGAGAGUGCUACCAACCAUCUUCCUGCUACUCAAUUGACGAGAGCAUGGUUCGUUUCAAGGGGAAGAAGUCCUUCAAGCAGUAUAUGCCUCUAAAACCCAUCAAGCGCGGCUUCAAAGUCUGGGUGCGCGCAGAUGCCAGUACUGGUUUUGUGAUCCAGUUUGACGUUUAUACCGGAAAAGAGAGUGAUGGAAGCGGCUUAGGCACUCGUGUGGUAAAGAAGUUCACUGAGGAAGUGGCACAAACCGAGUGCCUUGUGGUGUUCGAUAACUUCUUUUCGUCGCCAGAACUGCUCCAGAACCUCUUCGAAGAAGGUAUCUAUUCAGUUGCCACAGUACGACAGCAAAGGAAAGGGCUUCCCGAGAUUCUCAAGAACAAGAAGAAGAUGAAAGAAGGGGAUCACACCUUCCGUGUAAAAGGGAAUGUGGCGGCCCUACAGUGGCAAGACAAGAGGCUUGUGAACAUACUCACGACUGCCCACAAUCCCUCGCACACAGUGAAUGUCUCUAAGAAAGCAAAGGAUGGCACUAAAAUUGACCUGCAGUGUCCUCUUGCUAUAGUCGAGUACACGAAAUACAUGCGUGGAGUAGACCGCUUUGACCAGCUGAGGGAGUACUACACGGUCAGCAGAAAGUCUCGAAAGUGGUGGAUGCGUCUCUUUUAUUUCAUUCUUGACUGCGCUCUUGUAAACAGCUAUGUGCUGUACCGUCUGUCAAAUGUUGGUUGCGAUGACCACGUACACUUCCUAAUAAGGCUGUCAAGGCAGCUUGUCAACGGCUACACAAGCAGGAAAAGAUCAGCUGCCCUUGCGCCACGAUGA